CACUACUCGGAAUUUGGGAUUUGGAUACUCUGGUGCGCCAUUUUCCUGCCUGAAAAAAGCCGAGUUACAGUGGCAAGAAAAUUGCAAAAACGCGAAAUUGCACAUUGCGAAAAGUAUAACAAAGUGUUGAAAAGUUUCGGGCAAUCUAAAUAGCGGCCACCUAUGAUGAGUCCAGUUUGAUUUGCAAUUUGUUGUCUAUAUAAACAAGCGCCUUGGUUUGAGCAUUGGUAAGCAAGGACACGAAAAUGGAAGAAGUAUCCAGCCUAGACUCAUUUGGCGCGGAUUCAAACGCCCGGCCUGAGUCGGCCACGCCUCGUCCAGAGGAUCAGGACCAACAGCAACAGCGGACUCCAGCGGAUACACAAGAUACGCCGGCCUCACCGCCAGCAGAAGAUGCCGCUCCCCAGGACACUGGGAAAGAGCCGGAAGAGGAGUUCGAACAGAUAUCAGAGGGCUCCUUGGACGCAGAGGACAACCAGUCCCAGGAUAAGGCUUCAGCUUCGCCGCCAAGGGAUCCUGUAGAAGAGGAAGAGCAAACAGAGGUUACCCGACGCGACCCUGAAGAGCCGGAGGAGACAGACGGCUUAAAAACAAACGAAAAGGACGAGGAGGCCGGCGGCGAUGCUGUCGAUGGUGGUCCUGCGUCCAACGAAGCCAUGGAUGUGGAUGAGAGUGAAGCAGGAGGGGAUCAAGACGCUGGUGAGAACGAAGAAGCCGCAGAAGAAAGACACCCAACGGAGGAGCCAGAGGCAGGAGACGAUGUGGAAAUGCGCUCAAUGGGAGGAGAUUCCCGUCAGGGAGAUGACGCAGAGCCCCCAGAAGGCAGGGACGAGGUUGAUACGAGUCUAGAAGAUCGGGAAAAUGCGACCGAGGCAAAUGAGAAUGAGAAUGAAAACGAAGCUCAUGCGGAGGACGACGACAAUCCGGAUGGUGACGCUGAAUCGGAGCAGAUCGAAGAGGGUGAAGGAGGAGAGGAAGGUGGAGAGGCCGAGCAUGGAGAUGACACCGUUGAAAAUGUGUUGGAACCAGAGGAGUCAGACGUUUGCCUCAUUCCUGACGACCCGGAAACCGAGGUGACUGAAGCUGAGAAGGAAAUAGCCCGCGAAAACGCCGAAAAGGCUGCCGAGGAGGAAGAGGCUGCCGAGCAGAAUCAAUCAAAAUCCCCCCAGGGCGAUGGAAAAUCGACUACAGACACACCUGUUGAUCCGGAAUCCGAGGGUGCUGUUAGUGGCGAGCCCACCGAAGAGUCUCAGACCACUGCAAACGAUGCUCAAGCCGGAGAUAAGGCAGCAUCGGAGAGGGCCGAAGAUGACGUUAGAGGUGCAGCAGCCCACGACGAAGAGGCCGCUGAAAAUGCACCUGAUGCCGACGAGCCCACUGGAGAGGAAUUCGCCAGUGGAGUGGCUGGAGAACCUGGCGCAUCUCCCAAAACCAUCAUCAGUUGGAUCGUGGGCAGUGUGGAGAAAUGCCGACAAUGCGACAACGAGAAGACCUGUGGAUUCCGGUUCAAAAAACCGGAGGAGUCUCAGGAAAAGGAGAAAGAAGACGGCGAUAAUGAGAACGAAGAAUCUCCUAAGGAGCCAGCAGCCCCAGUUUACGAGUUCAUCUGCGACUCGACAUGCUGCAAUGCCCUACUGGCAGAUAAUCCAGGAAAGUUCUUCGUGCGGCGCAAGAAGUUCCUCGUGGAAGAGGUAGUUCGCGAAGGAAGCGCCGAAAGAGCUGACGCUGAGGGCGAAACGGCAGAAGAUGAUGAUGCUGCCUCAGAAAAGACACAGGCCUGUCUGCAGUGUAAGGAGGAAAAGCGGUGCAAGUACUUCAUAAAGCAGGACCAGGACUGCUUCUACAUCUGCAACGAUGACUGCUUCAAUCUGCUCAACGCGGAGGAGCCAGACAAGUUCAAGCUCAAGCGACACUCGAUCAGGGUUCGCAAUAUUGGCGCCACCACACUGCAGCCGCAGCAAAAUUCGCCGGGCAAGCGUGCCGAGAGUAGUGUAGUAGCCAGGACGCUGGCCGAAGCAGAGGCGGCACGACUGGACAGGAUCGAGAGCUUCCGGAGACGAUGCGCCGACUGUGAGGCAGAGAUUAACGUGAACGAGAAGCAACUCAUCUGGGAAACCAUGGACUUCUGCAACGAGGUCUGUCUGGGAAGUUACCAGCGCACAAUCGGCUCCAGCUGCGAGACAUGUAAAGAGGAGGUUAGCUCCACGGCUCUCGGCAAGUACUGUGUCCGUUUCGGCUUCGAUGUUCGGCAGUUCUGCUGCGCUGGAUGCCUAAACACUUUCAAGAAAGGUCUGAAGACCUGUUCCUGCUGCCAGAAGGACAUCAGCGGCGGGCAGGAGGGCUUCCUGGCACCGGUGGGCGAUAAGGACCAGUUCAAAGACUUUUGCUCGCAGGCCUGUCUGCGCCGAUACGACAGCAUGUGCAAUCCCAGGCGAAAACUUCGCACCGAUAUGUGCGGGGUGUGCAACAACGAAAAGCCAGUGCGCGUCGAGAUGCUGCUUGAGGACAGGGAACACUAUUUCUGCUCCAAUCCCUGCUUUUCGGCGUUCAAGUUCGUGAGCAACGUAAACGCCGACCCCUGCGCCAUGUGCUCCAAGUAUUUUGAGCGAAGGAGCGCCGAGGCGUACACCAUAUACAACGAGCACCAAACUCCAAAGGUCUUCUGCUCGCGGGUAUGCAUCAACGUCUAUAUCAUUGUCAACCGGCACAUCGUCUCCUGCCAGUGGUGUAAGGUUAAGAAGUACAACUUCGACAUGAUCUACCAGCUGAGUGGGCAGGAGGACCACGACACUCUAACACUAACCUGCUCCAUUAACUGUCUGACCAUGCACGGUGUAAGCUGCAACAUUUCGGCCCGGGCGGUUACCAAAUGCGACAACUGCAGCAACUUCAACACCCCGCAAUACCAUCUUACCAUGUCGGACGCCUCCAUGCGCAACUUUUGCACAUACCAGUGCGUAAUGCAGUUCCAGAAUCAAUUCGCACGUGCUCCGCUCACCCUGGACAGCGAUCAGCCACAGUCCGGAGGUAGCCCGAGUCCUGGCAGCAGCAGUUCCAAGCAAGGCCGUAGCCGUAGGGACACUGCACCGUUCCCCACAGGUCUACCCAAGCGUGUCAAGCUAAAGCUCUCCCAGUCUGGAAAACCCACUGCCAAGAAAUCAGGCACCAUGCUGCCAGUGAUAUCUACGGUCCAAUCCCUGGCAAGUGGCGAAAAUCUGACUGUGCGCCGCAAACGUGGACGUCCUCGAGAAUCGGGGGCUGCUUCACCUCCUCCGCUGCCAGGGUCCCAUCCGGCACCACAACGUGGAAGACCCCGCAAGCAUGUUGACUACGCGGCGCGAUCUCCAUCGCCAGGUGGACUGUCACCGAUCGGAGCUCGGCGUAACACAACCACGUCCAUGGACUAUCCACCGGCCACGGUGUCAGAGACAAAGAUCAUCACAGUGCCCCCGUAUCCGAAAGCUGUGCGCAACGUUAACAUAAGCUGUAAACCAAUGAUGGUAUCCACGGGCGAGCAGGCCUGUCCGACUAUGAGAGAAUGUGGAAUGCAGACCGAGAAGGACUACUCCAACAAAGUGCUCAUCCCAGUGCCAGUGCCCAUCUUUAUCCCGCAGCCCAUGUACAUGUACUCUGCUCCGUUCCCCGUACCGGUGCCCAUUCCACUACCCAUCCCAGUGCCGAUAUUCAUCCCCACGACGAGAAACACCUCGCAGGGCAUACUCAAAGAGAUCAAGAAGAUCCAGGACAAGAUGCCCGAGGAUCCGCUCGAGGCUGAACUCCUAAUGAUGGCCGAGAUGGUUGCCGAAGAGAAGCAUGACUCGGAUUCUGAUUCUGAUAACGAGAUCAAGCCGGACCCCGGCCUUGUGACCCUGCAAUACCAGAACAGUCUUGAGGCCGUUGCCCAGCAGCAGCAGCAACAACAGGUGGUUGACGUCAGCGGGGCUGGACACAACCCCUAUGGUGACGAUAUGCUGCAGCUAGCACUGAAGAUGGCCACGGGCGACUAUGACAACCACCACCAAACUUCCACGGUGGAUCUGGAGACGUCCAUGACAGCAAAUACCAUCAGCAGUCAAUCGCCAAUGGCCCACGACAUGGGUCAGAUGGGAGUGCACCAUCUGGAUCAGCAGCAUCACAUGUUAGAUGCAACAAAUCGGUCGCCUCGGGGACGCAAACGAGCCGGCGGCGCUGUCCUGGAGUCGCCUAAUCGUAACAGCAGGUCACCAGUUAAGCGGCAGCGUGGUGAAAUGGACCACUCCGCCCUGCAACAGCAGUCGCAGCAGGCACAGCAGCCACAGGAGAAGCCUGAUGCCCAAAUGUUCCUCAAAUACACAUUUGGUGUAAACGCCUGGAAGCAGUGGGUGAUGACCAAGAAUGCUGAUCUUGAGAAGAGCUCCAUGCGGAGGCGUCCCUUCAAGACGGAGCUUCUACAGAUGACCGCCGAUGAGUUGAACUACUCACUUUGUCUCUUCGUAAAGGAGGUGCGCAAGCCCAAUGGCACCGAAUAUGCUCCAGACACCAUAUACUAUCUUGUCUUGGGAAUACAGCAAUAUCUUUAUGUGAAUGGCCGUAUUGACAAUAUUUUCUACGAUCCAUAUUAUGAGCGGUUUACGGAGUGUUUGGAUGAAGUGGCACGUAAAUUUUCCGUGCUUUACAACGAUUCGCAAUACAUUGUCACCCGCGUGGAAGAGGAGCAUUUGUGGGAGUGCAAACAACUUGGUGCUCAUUCUCCACACGUACUGCUCAGCACUCUCAUGUUCUUCAACACCAAACACUUUAAUUUGACGACUGUAGAAGAGCACAUGCAGUUAUCCUUCUCCCACAUAAUGAAGCACUGGAAGCGCUCAUCCCAGAAUUCCAAAGUUCCUGGUUCCCGGAACGUGCUCUUACGCUUUUAUCCACCGCAGGCUGGUUUGGACGCCAAUCCACGAAAGAAGAAGGUUUAUGAGCAACAAGAGAAUGAGGAGAAUCCACUGCGGUGUCCCGUCCGCCUUUACGAAUUUUAUCUCUCUAAAUGUCCGGAAAGUGUCAAAACCCGCAACGAUGUAUUUUACUUGCAGCCCGAGCGUUCCUGCGUGCCCGACUCUCCCGUUUGGUACUCCACGCAAGCUCUGGGCCAAGACGCGUUGCAACGGAUGCUGCACCGCGUGAAAAUGGUGAAAGAAAUCAAUAUUGCGCUAUUGACGACCUAAUGGUUGGCUAAGCAGAUACCAUAUCAGAGUGUAUGUGCAAGGCUUGUUCUGCAAUAUCAACCGAGGGCGAUUCUUCGGCAUGGUGCUUAGCACGAGUUUGUUUGCGGGCAAAACCAAAUAGGGCUAAAACUAGGAGCGAGAGUUGUGCUAUAUUAUAAAUUGUUUUUAACUUUUAUACUUAUAUUUUGAGUGUGGCAGCGAUGAGAUAGAGAGGAGAAAUUGUAAAUGUAAAAACGAUUACCAAGUCCAUCUCACUAACAACUGAACUAAAAUAAACUAGAAACCAACAAGCAACAAUCCACCCCACAAACACACAACAUACAAACACAACAACACCUUCAGACAUUUUCAUUAGGAUAAGUUUAGUAGCCAGACCCACACAUUUUUAGUCAUUACUUAAAUUGUUUAGGCGAUAAGGCAAAAAGCCGACAAAGUGCAUGUAUGUAUGUACAUAAAUCUACGAUAGAUGACCAUACAGUGAUUGUACAAGGAAUAUUGUACAUAUGAUGCAAAACCCUAACAAUUAGCGGCGCUGAUGUAAGUGUUGAAAAUGUAAAAUGCUGUACUCCUUAACUGCAAGAUUUAGACAUGUCUAUAUAUUAAAUACAUACAUACUUUGAAUGAC
Drosophila bipectinata is the source of this 5817-nucleotide messenger RNA. It is a transcript of the gene woc, whose product is annotated as without children. Gene Ontology annotation, molecular function: zinc ion binding. Lineage: Eukaryota; Metazoa; Arthropoda; Insecta; Diptera; Drosophilidae. The record is from RefSeq and is a predicted model, not a curated record.